CGCAAGAUGUAUAGACUAUUUAAAGGAGUUACUAUGUCUCGUCAUCUCAAUGGAGGAACAUCAUUCACAUCCCUCACUUAAUACAUCGCCUCCAGUCGGCCACGAUACAUCCUAGACAAUGUUUUCUCACACUCUUGUUUACCUAGCCGCUACUAUAGCUGCCAUGAUCCAGCCUGCCCUAGGGUUGCCCACUGAGCAGGUUGAAGCCCGGCAGACUGUAUGUUCCCUAAACGAGAACACUUGGACAGCUACCAUGACUGGAACGUGCUCCAUUGAUGGAGGCCCUGCUAUGACUUGUGAUAUGAGAACCGAUCUCAAGACACUCGUCGUACAGAGGAAUACAAUGAUAAGCGCCUCAGGCCUGGGCAACAACAAAUUCGAAUGCAAAGGAUACCAGCAAUGGCAAUGCUGCUCUUCUUGAGUAUAGCACUCAGUCUGAAUACGAGCUCGGAGGUAGUAUAUCAGAG
This is a messenger RNA of Colletotrichum godetiae, 467 nucleotides long. RefSeq lists its product as uncharacterized. Bases 119 to 421 code for a protein of 100 amino acids. The record is from RefSeq and is a predicted model, not a curated record. The transcript has 2 exons. NCBI's taxonomy places the organism in Eukaryota, Fungi, Ascomycota, Sordariomycetes, Glomerellales, Glomerellaceae.